Molecule: messenger RNA, 4153 nt
Organism: Anopheles stephensi (Asian malaria mosquito)
Lineage: Eukaryota; Metazoa; Arthropoda; Insecta; Diptera; Culicidae
Gene: Actn
Product: alpha-actinin, sarcomeric
Exons: 11
Coding region: 481-3174 (897 amino acids)
Biological process (GO): muscle cell development; actin cytoskeleton organization
Cellular component (GO): cell projection; Z disc; cortical actin cytoskeleton
Molecular function (GO): calcium ion binding; actin filament binding
Source: RefSeq, a predicted model, not a curated record
UUUUUUAUGCAUAUAACCGGCUGACUAAUCCAGUGCGAGGCAGAGAUUCAAGCAGCCAUUUGCCGCUGACGGUGCAGCACAAAUAGGAUACGGAUAUAUCGCCUAAAACCCGCGCGCGUGUUUGUGUGUGUGUGCGGUGAGUGUGUGCAGUUGCAGUGCGUUGUAUACCGUUGCAGCGAGGAAGGCGCCCGCAGGCUGAGGAAAACUCCCUCGUCGUGUGAACCCGAGGAUCAUCGAUUCUCGUGAGCGAGAGAGAGAGAGAGGCGCUCGAAAGUAGCAGCCAAAAGAAAGCGAAGAAGCCGCACCGAGCAGGAAAACCGAGGUGUGUGCGCGGUGGUACAGUGUGUUGUCUACUUAGUUGGCUAGUGUGCGCGAUAGCGAGUGCCAGUGCCAGUGUUCGACGACGAGUGUACGGUGUAGUGUGCCAUAUACCGACGAGUAUCGAAGUGAAUUAAACGAAACCCUUCCGUCUGCGCGAAGAUGAUGGAGAACGGCGGAUACGUCGGCCAGUACGGUGGCGAGGAGAGUUACAUGGAGCAGGAGGAGGAAUGGGAGCGGGAGGGACUGCUCGAUCCGGCCUGGGAGAAGCAGCAGAAAAAGACCUUCACCGCCUGGUGUAACAGCCAUCUGCGUAAAGCCGGCACCUCGAUCGAGAACAUCGAGGAUGAUUUUCGCAACGGACUCAAACUCAUGCUCCUGCUGGAGGUCAUCUCUGGCGAAACCCUGCCAAAGCCCGACCGUGGCAAGAUGCGUUUCCACAAGAUUGCCAACGUAAACAAGGCGCUGGACUUUAUCGCUUCGAAGGGCGUGAAGCUGGUGUCGAUCGGUGCGGAGGAAAUCGUGGACGGCAAUCUGAAGAUGACCCUCGGUAUGAUCUGGACCAUCAUCCUGCGAUUCGCCAUCCAGGACAUCUCGGUCGAGGAAAUGACUGCCAAAGAAGGUCUGCUGCUGUGGUGCCAGCGCAAGACUGCACCGUACAAGAACGUCAACGUGCAGAACUUCCAUCUCAGCUUCAAGGAUGGUCUGGCCUUCUGUGCCCUUAUCCAUCGCCAUAGACCCGAUCUGAUCGAUUACUCCAAGCUGUCGAAGGACAAUCCGCUGGAGAACCUCAACACGGCGUUCGAUGUCGCUGAGAAGUAUCUCGACAUUCCAAGAAUGCUUGAUCCUGACGAUCUGAUCAACACACCGAAACCGGAUGAGCGUGCCAUCAUGACGUACGUGUCGUGCUACUACCAUGCCUUCCAGGGAGCCCAGCAGGCUGAGACCGCUGCCAACCGUAUCUGUAAGGUACUGAAGGUCAACCAGGAAAAUGAGCGUCUCAUGGAGGAGUACGAGCGAUUGGCCAGCGAUCUGCUGGAAUGGAUCCGACGCACGAUGCCAUGGCUGAACUCGAGACAAUCGGACAGCACGCUGGCUGGUGUGCAGAAGAAGCUGGAAGAGUACAGAACGUACCGCCGCAAGCACAAGCCACCACGCGUCGAGCAGAAGGCCAAGUUGGAGACGAACUUCAACACGCUCCAGACCAAGCUGCGUCUGUCGAACCGUCCGGCGUACAUGCCGACCGAGGGUAAGAUGGUGUCGGACAUCACCAACUCCUGGAAGGGUCUGGAGCACGCCGAGAAGGCGUUCGAGGAGUGGCUGCUGGCCGAAACGAUGCGCUUGGAGCGUCUGGAGCAUCUGGCCCAGAAGUUCAAGCACAAGGCCGACACGCACGAGGACUGGACGAAGGGCAAGGAGGAGAUGCUGCAGUCGCAGGACUAUCGCAACUGCAAGCUGAACGAGCUGAAGGCGCUGAAGAAGAAGCACGAAGCGUUCGAAUCCGACCUGGCCGCCCAUCAGGAUCGUGUCGAGCAGAUUGCUGCCAUCGCUCAGGAGUUGAACACCCUGGAGUACCACGAUUGCGCUUCGGUGAAUGCCCGCUGCCAGCGUAUCUGCGACCAGUGGGAUCGUCUCGGUGCGCUGACCCAGCGUCGUCGCCAGGGCUUGGACGAAGCGGAACGCAUCCUGGAGAAGAUCGAUCUGCUCCACCUGGAGUUCGCCAAGCGUGCUGCGCCGUUCAACAACUGGCUCGACGGUGCGCGUGAAGAUCUCGUGGACAUGUUCAUCGUGCACACGAUGGAGGAGAUCCAGGGCUUGAUCCAGGCGCACGACCAGUUCAAGGCAACGCUCGGCGAAGCGGACAAGGAGUUCAACGUCAUCAUUGGGCUGGUGCGCGAUGCCGAAGCGAUCGUGAAGCAGGAACAGGUACCUGGAGGUCUGGUGAACCCCUACACCACGCUGUCGGCCGAUCUGAUCAGCCGGAAGUGGUCGGAGGUGCGCGCCCUUGUGCCGCAGCGUGACCAGACGCUGGCCAACGAGCUGCGCAAGCAGCAGAACAACGAGAUGCUGCGCCGCCAGUUCGCCGAGAAGGCAAACGCCGUCGGACCGUGGAUCGAGCGACAGAUGGACGCGGUCACGGCGAUCGGUAUGGGUAUCUCGGGCUCGCUCGAGGAGCAGCUGCACCGUCUGAAGGAGUACGAGCAGGCGGUGUACGCGUACAAGCCGAGCAUCGAGGAGCUGGAGAAGAUCCACCAGGCGGUGCAGGAGUCGAUGAUCUUCGAGAACCGGUACACGCACUACACGAUGGAGACGCUGCGCGUCGGCUGGGAGCAGCUGCUGACGUCGAUCAACAGAAACAUCAACGAGGUGGAGAACCAGAUCCUUACUCGCGACUCGAAGGGCAUCACACAGGAACAGCUGACCGAGUUCCGCUCGAGCUUCAACCACUUCGACAAGAACCGAACCGGCCGACUGGCACCGGAAGAGUUCAAGUCUUGCCUCGUGUCGCUCGGCUACUCGAUCGGCAAGGACAAGCAGGGCGACAUGGACUUCCAGCGCAUCCUGGCCGUGGUCGACCCGAACGCAUCGGGCUACGUGCAGUUCGACGCCUUCCUCGACUUCAUGACGCGAGAAAGCACCGACACCGACACGGCGGAACAGGUUAUCGAUUCGUUCAGAAUUUUGGCAUCCGACAGGCCUUACAUUCUUCCCGAUGAGCUGCGCCGUGAGUUGCCACCGGAUCAGGCCGAAUACUGUAUCCAAAGAAUGCCACCGUACAAGGGCCCGAACGCCAUCCCCGGAGCGCUGGAUUACAUGUCCUUCAGUACGGCGCUGUACGGCGAGAGUGAUCUUUAAGCGGCGCUCGCCACGGCCGAAACCACCGCUGAUCGUUGAUCAUCGAGCUGGCGACAAGUACACCAACACACCACCACACACACGUACACACAAUCACGCAACAAAUGCCAACAAUGUGUAUGCGGUGGAAGCGAACCGCCGCGCCAUCAACCGUUGUUAUUUCAACUUUUGUCUCUACUGCUGGUUUUUAUUAUUAUUAUUAUUAUUUCCGUCGCCCAGCAGCAGGAGUGGGGCGAGUGUAAAGUGCUGCAAUUGGAAAAUGGUAGCGUCCAACGUCUUCGUACACAGUCACGGGACAGCAGACAGAGAGCAAACCGUACAUCAUGUAUGUUUUGUUUCGAUUCACUUGGUGUAGUGCAGGACAAAUCGUGACUACUACUACUACCACUACCACUACCACCACUACUACUAUCGAGGGCAGUUAGGAGGAAGCACGUGACGAUGGGAAAAUGUGUGCCAGCCAUCAGUAAAACACACAAGCACACAUACCACCCACACUCGUUAUAGGAAGGCGUGAAGGAGAAUUGUAGUAAUCGGGGUUUGCGAGAAUAGACCGUGAACGUGUCGGUGUGCGUCAACACCAAUACGAGCGAGCAAAAGCGGAUAAUGUUGAGAAACCAUUUUAUUUUAUUGCAUAUUUAUUAUGAUUACGAUUACGAUUAUUACGCUAUGGUUAUGAUUAUGAUUUUCUCCUUUCUUUCUCGCAAGAUGAUGAUAAUGAUGAUGAUGAUGAUGAUAGUGAUCGUCGAUACACACACAAACCAACAAACAAACAAACAACAAAAACACACACACACACACACAGAGACAAACGCAAACAGAAUCAAUCAUGAAGGAGCGAUCGAUCGAAGUCUUUGGAAAUCUUAUUUAUAUAAUAAAAAGAAACACACAAAAAAAACAACAACAAAGAGCGACACAAAAAUGUAAGAAAAAAAUGCUACAAAAAAUGCUAACAAACACAACUCUAACAAAACCAAAA